UUUCGCUACCAAAUUCCGUCUGUCGCGCGCGUACCGAGGCAGCCCGGACAUCUCUUCCAGACACUCAUGCAGCAGCUCACACACUAACCCCAUUGCGUGUGCAACUUCUCUGUGCCACACACUCACACUAACCAGUUCAACUACAGCAUGGAGGAGCGACAGCACCGCGCACAACACGCACCGUGCAGCACCUGCAGGAGAGAGCGAAAAGCAAACUUAACGGUUAGAGGCGUGUCGCCCCCCGGUCGAAUUCUGAUUCUGGCUUUGUCUUUGAGCUUGUGCAUCGCCGAAGUGUCGCCUACGGAGACUCUGUGCGGCGGAGAGUUGGUGGACACUCUCCAGUUCAUCUGUGGAGAGAGGGGGUUCUACUUCAGCCGGCCCCACCGCGUGCGAGGGCGCUACCAGGGGGGGAUAGUGGAGGAGUGCUGCUUCAGGAGCUGUGCUCUGGAGCUGCUGGAGCAAUACUGCGCCAAGCCCAGCGUCACUGAGAGAGACCUCAGCCAACACAUCCUACCUGCUCUUCUUGGGGAAACUGUCCAAAGGCCACACCAUGUGCGCUUCUCUCUGUGGCAGAGGCAGUCAGUUCAGAGGCUGCGCCGCGGUCUACCCACAAGGUCCCGCUUCCCGCGACACCCUCUGCUGGCGCCCGGCGAUGGCGCGAGAGACGCCGCUCUGCGCAGAGCUCUCAACAGACGCCCACCCUCUGUCCCUGGUGCCGGCUCUCAGACGGACGUCAGCCGACGCCAGCUUCUCGCUGCCAGGCCGCUGCUCAGCAGACGUGCUCUUCACACACUCGGCCCCCACGAAGAAGCCGACAUCAUGUCACUGUUCAGCAAGCGCUCUGUUCAAGCGGGCCGUGCCAGCGCCUGGAGGGAUGGCCGCGUCCGACGACCCCUGACACCGUGGCGCAGCACGCUGCCUCUUCAUAUCCACACCGCCCGCAAGUGAAGACUGGAAACUCUCGUGGGAGUGAACUGAGUGCUACCCACCCUAAACCUUCCUGCUAUGUCUGAUUCACACUGAUAGAGACACACACACACACACACACAAUGACACUCUGACACACACACACACACACACACACACACACACACACACACACACACACACACACACACACACUGACACUCUGACACACAUACACACACAUCCUUUUACUUUCUCUACCCUGCGCUGUCUGUCUCAGACAGAUGUGUGUGUGUUGAAACAGACUUGUCCGGAGGCAAAAGAGGUGUGUUGGGUGUCGCCGAGGAGCCAUAAAAGUAAACCAUCAACCCUCAGAGCUCCUCGCAAUAUAAAGGCGCCCGCAACCAAUGAGAUCACACGAAAGAAUAAUAAUUGUGUUUUUUUUUUUUUUUUUCACUGAGUGAGUGAGGUUUGUGCCGCUGCACCUUUAGAUUACCCUAGAGACGACCAAGGGCGACAGACUACUCGUGACAAAAAAACAAAAGAGCAUUUGAAGAUGGAGUCAGUCUGAUCACUUUUGGUGCUAUCUAUGGGAGAGGCAGACAUGGGAGAAGAGGAAAGUCUGCUUUGAAAUUGUGUUUCUUUGUAACUUUGUAUCAUUUUUACUGUGCUUUCCGUUUUAAGGAAAGCGUGGCGUUCUAAAAGAGAAAGACAUAUAUAAUGAGAGAGAAGAAAAAAAGCUUGAUUUGUGACUGAGCAGAGCCGGGAGGUCAGUGUUUGUUAGCGUCUCCGAGAGGAAUGAAAAUGGGGGAACCAAAGAAUCACACGUUGAGUGAACAGAUGUGCGUCAGACUGACAAAGACUGAAGAUAGUAGCCAUAAACUUCAAUGAGCAUAGGCCACUGUAUACUGCACUACCACCACAAUCUUGCAAAGCCGUCAUAGACAUAUCUGUUAUUGUUUCUAUCGCUGUCAGUUUUUCCAGAUACUAUUCUGAAGAUGUACAUAUGGGAAUGCUUAAAAAUGUCAAGAGGGGGAAAAAAGCAAUAAGGCUAUCGGUCAUUCUAUUCUUCUAGUACACACAUGGAAAUACUUGAAUCUGUUUAAUUUUCCCACAGAAUUCAGAAAACAUAUGUGAUAAUGAUAACUGUAUUAAACAUGCAUUACAAAGAACAAUUUUCCAUUUUUUUCCAAGUAUUAAGUAUUUAGCAAUGCAAUGCAUAUUUUCUAAUGCUGUGGUACCAAUGUCACAAAUGUAAGAAGUUUUCAAUGUCAUUUGAAUCACGUGAGGUGAAUUUCAGUUUUCCAUCUCUGUAAAACGAUCUGUUUUUUAUGGAAUGUCUGUUUAGGGUGAGUUGUGCUCCCUGGAAUGUUUUGAAGUAUUACCUGCCCUUGAGAAUCUCCAGUCUUUGGAACGCUGCUUUAGAAUGCAUUUUUAUCUUUUGAGGCCGCUCUGGAGCAGGAGGAGUUUCACCAGAAUGAUUUUGUUCCGUAGUCUUUUCUUCCCUGUGCCUGGAAUGAGCCGUCUGAUGUUUCUCUCUUUGCUCAGACACAGGCAAAGCACUGUACAAAGGCAUUAUUUAUUUUCUUAUUAAAAAAAAUAAAUAUGAUUAUUAAAUAUGGUCCAAAUGAAAUACGUACUCAGCACAGAUGCACAACUGUUGACAAGCCUCUUUUGUAUGUUUCUCUUUUUACCUUGUACUGCUUCGUUCUGUAGAUGCUUUGUAAAAAACAAAACAAAAAACAAGACAAAAACGUCCUCCUUUCCUUCUGGUUUUCCCACUGAGUAAAGUCCAAGUGCUCUUUUAAA
Messenger RNA from Clupea harengus (Atlantic herring), 2715 nucleotides. Its product is annotated as insulin-like growth factor 2. Gene Ontology annotation, cellular component: extracellular region. Gene Ontology annotation, biological process: positive regulation of MAPK cascade; positive regulation of activated T cell proliferation; regulation of muscle cell differentiation. NCBI's taxonomy places the organism in Eukaryota, Metazoa, Chordata, Actinopteri, Clupeiformes, Clupeidae. Gene Ontology annotation, molecular function: insulin-like growth factor receptor binding; hormone activity; protein serine/threonine kinase activator activity. The record is from RefSeq and is a predicted model, not a curated record.